Molecule: messenger RNA, 728 nt
Organism: Cuscuta campestris
Lineage: Eukaryota; Viridiplantae; Streptophyta; Magnoliopsida; Solanales; Convolvulaceae
Source: the annotation of a GenBank genome assembly
GGAGAAAGAUUAGAGAGAUCUAUGCGAAGAUUUUCAGAAAGAUUUGAGCAGUAAAAAAUAAAAUGGCAGCAGCAGCUAAUAAUAACAAUAAUAAAGAUUGGGGGAGCAGCCGUUGUGCAGCAUGCAAGCAAUUGAGAAGGAGAUGCCCUUCGGAUUGCAUAUUUAUGCCAUAUUUCCCACCAAACGAUCCUCUUAGAUUCGCUUCCGUUCACAGAAUCUAUGGCACCAACAAUGUCGCCAAGAUGCUCCAGGAAGCGGAGGAGCACCAACGGGGAGACGUGGCAGAGUCGUUGUACUACGAGGCGCAAUGCCGGCUGAAUGAUCCGGUGUACGGCUGCGUGGGAAUGAUCGCCGUUCUGCAGCAGGAAAUCCAGCGGUGUGAGUGGCUGUUGGCGAAGGUGGAAGCACAGAUCCAGCUCCUCAAGGCUACUCAAGCUGCUGUUGUUGUUGUUGAUCCAAAUUCACAUUGAUUUCAUUGCAAUGUCGUCAUAGUAUUCAUUGGCUAGCUGCUGUUUUAAUUUUUCCUGUUUUUCAUCUCUCUUUUUUAUCUUCCACAAGAGAGCCUUUCAAGAUCACAAAACGUUUACAUUACAACGUUUACAAAUAACAAAAACAACUGUUGCUUGAAAGAUCCAUGCUCGCGAACAAGCGUAAAAUGAUAUGAUUGUACUCAGAUUCAUGUCCUUUUGUUGUCACUGAAGCACUUUCACUAAAGCGGUCUACAAAUG